Molecule: messenger RNA, 2709 nt
Organism: Sorghum bicolor (sorghum)
Lineage: Eukaryota; Viridiplantae; Streptophyta; Magnoliopsida; Poales; Poaceae
Product: alpha-amylase isozyme 2A
Exons: 4
Coding region: 28-2580 (850 amino acids)
Biological process (GO): protein phosphorylation; carbohydrate metabolic process
Molecular function (GO): alpha-amylase activity; calcium ion binding; protein kinase activity
Source: RefSeq, a predicted model, not a curated record
CUUGCACUUGUUUCUUGUUUCGUAAAUAUGCGUGUGGGAACAGGUAACUUGAUUCUUGUGGUAAUCCUGCUGGGCUUGUCGUCCCAAGCUGCACUCAGCCAAAUCCUGCUGCAGGCCUUCGAUUGGGAGUCAUGGAACAAGGGAGGAUCCGGAUGGUACGACUACCUGCAGAGCCAGGUCGACGACAUCGCCGCCGCCGGGAUCACCCAUGUGUGGCUACCACCGCCGUCGCACUCCGUCGACGCGCAGGGUUAUCUUCCGGGGCGGCUGUACGACCUGAACGUGUCCCAGUACGGGAACGAGACGCAGCUGAGGGCCCUCAUCGCGGCGUUCCACGGUAAGGGCGUCAAGUGCAUCGCCGACAUCGUCCUCAACCACCGCACGGCGGAGAGCAAGGACGGCCGCGGCGUCUACUGCAUCUUCGAGGGCGGCACGCCGGACGGCCGCCUCGACUGGGGCCCCCACAUGAUCUGCCGCAACGACAGCUACUCCGACGGCACGGGCAACGCCGACACCGGCCUGGACUACGAGCCGGCGCCGGACCUCGACCACCUGAACGACGUCGUCCGGAGCGACCUCACGGGGUGGCUCGAGUGGCUGAAGAGCGACGCCGUCGGCUUCGACGGCUGGCGCCUCGACUUCGCCAACGGCUACUCCCCGGCCGUCGCCGGCGGGUACAUCAACAGCACGGCGCCCGACGUCGCGGUGGCGGAGAUAUGGACGGACUUGGCGUACGAGCAGGACGGGAGGCCGCGCGCCGACCAGGACGCGCACCGGCAGGUCCUCGCGGACUGGGUGGACGCCGUCGGCGGCCCCGCCGCGGCGUUCGACUACACCACCAAGGGCAUCCUCCAGGCCGCGCUCAACUACAGCCAGCUGUCGUGGAUGAAGGACGCCCAGGGGAGGGCGCCCGGUCUGGUCGGCCUGCGCCCACAGCAGGCCGUCACGUUCGUCGACAACCACGACACCGGUUCAAAGACGCAUCAGCUCUGGCCGUUCCCGCCGGCCAACAUCUUGCAGGGCUACGCCUACAUCCUCACGCAUCCAGGGACCCCUUGCAUCUUUUACGACCAUUUCUUCGAUCCGAGCAUGAAAGACCAGAUCACUACGAUGAUGAAGAUAAGGACGCGGAACAAGAUUGGGCCGGCCAGCAAGUUGCGGAUUCUCCUCGCUGAAAACGACGCAUACGUCGCGGAGAUCGACGGCAGUGUGCUAACCAAGGUCGGACCUAGGUAUGAUGUCAGCAAGUACGUUCCUGACGGGUUCCUGGUGACCACCAGUGGAAGCGAUUUCGCAAUAUGGGAGAACAGCUCCGUUGUGCAAAUGAACACACCGCCACCGUCAACGUCAACAACAAGGUCGCGGAGGUGGGUGACGCCAGUCGUCGCCACGGUUGCGCCGCUCUCGGCCUUGCUCGCCUGCGGUGCGGCAGUGAUGCUCCUGUUCCGGCGACAAAAGAGGAGGAGCAGGCAGCGGCGUCUGCCGGGCAGUGUCGACGCAACUGGUGAUCACUCCGAUGACGAGGAAGACGACGACGACCGUGACCAAGCAGAUUUCGAAAAAGGGGUGGUCGGGCCUAGAAGGUACCACUACCGCGAGCUGGCGGCGGCGACCGGCAACUUCGACGAGGAGAACAAGCUCGGGAGUGGCGGCUUCGGCCCUGUCUACCGCGGCUACCUCGCGGCGCAGGACCGCCACGUCGCCGUCAAGGUGCUCUCGCCGGAGACCUCCACACAGGGCCGCAGGCAGUUCGAGGCCGAGGUCCGGAUCAUCAGCCAGCUGCGGCACCGCAACCUCGUCCAGCUCGUCGGCUGGUGCGAGAGCCGCCGCAACCGCAGGGGCGGCCUCCUGCUCGUCUACGAGCUCGUCGCGGAGGGCAGCCUUGACCAGCACCUCUACGGCGUCGCGGAGCGCCUCCUGGCGUGGCCGGAGAGGUACAGGAUCGCGGCGGGGCUCGGCGCCGCGCUGGCGUACCUGCACGAGGAGUGGGAGCAGUGCGUGGUGCACGGCGACGUCAAGCCCAGCAACGUCAUGCUGGACUCCUCGCACACCGCCAAGCUCGGCGACUUCGGCCUGGCGAGGCUCCUCGACCACGGCGUCGUGCCGCGCACCACCAGGGUCGUGAUGGGUACCAUGGGCUACAUGGAUCCGGACCUGGUGACCACGCACAAGCCCAGCAGGGCCUCCGACGUGUACAGCUUCGGCGUCGUGCUGCUGGAGGUCGCCUGCGGCAGGCCGGCCACGGAGGAGAUGCCCGACGGGGAGACGCUGGCGCUACCGGAGUGGGUGUGGGAGCUCUACGACCGCGGCGCCGUGCUGGAGGCCGCCGACGGUAGGCUGGACGGUCAGUUCGACGUGUGGGAGAUGGAGCGCAUGCUGGUAGUAGGGCUCUGGUGCUCGCAUCCGGUGCCCAGGGAGCGCCCGUCCAUCGUGCACGCUCUGAACGUGCUGCAGUCCCGGGACGCCACCCUGCCGGCUCUCCCGACGAACGUGCAUCGUGGCGCCGCGGCGCCAACAGCUGGGUUCAGUGCGUACGUUCACUCUAUGUCGUCCGUCGGUAGCGUUGGAGAACCAUGCUGAUAUGAUACUAGUGCCACCCAGGAUCUAAAAGUAUAUAGGGUCUGUUUUGGUUGCCUGGCUCCCUUCUAGUCUGUCUAGGAAUAUUAAGACUGUCUCCAGCAAGUCAAGAUAGAGUUAUUUGAUUGCCUA